Monopterus albus (swamp eel) is the source of this 3011-nucleotide messenger RNA. RefSeq names its product interleukin 12 receptor, beta 2a (gene il12rb2). Gene Ontology annotation, molecular function: cytokine receptor activity; protein binding. The transcript has 16 exons. NCBI's taxonomy places the organism in Eukaryota, Metazoa, Chordata, Actinopteri, Synbranchiformes, Synbranchidae. The record is from RefSeq and is a predicted model, not a curated record. Gene Ontology annotation, cellular component: membrane. Bases 215 to 2611 code for a protein of 798 amino acids.
GCUCAGUGUGGGCUCAGGCUGAUGAAGUGCGACUGAAGUUGUUCAAUUCACACCAGAGGCGGAGCUAAAACCGAGACAGCGCUGUCACUCUGGACACACUGCUCCAAACAAAGAUGUUUAAGACGACGUACGACGGAUAAAGCUUCAUAAAGCUUCAUAAGCAGCCCCUGCUACAAUGUGGAGAGAGACUCAAGAAGGCAUUUACUGAUGACUCAUGGCGAAAAUGUCCCGAACAUGGUCCAUCUUGACUGCCUCAACGUUGCUGGCCGUGCUGUAUGGCAAAGGUGAGAAAUCCUGUGCCAUCUGGUCAAGUGCUGGACAUGUGGUGCAGAGAGGCUCCAGUUUUAAAGUCUACUGCACCUUUGACUGCAAGUGCACGGGAUCCAUGUUCAGUGACCAUCCACCCACACGUCAGAGAUACGAAAAACUGAAUUCAACAACUAUAUAUGCUAAUGUGAUGAAUAUAACAAAGAACAGAACAUACAGCUGUAAGUGCAGCUGUUCUCCUUCACUGGACCCCUGUGGACUGGACAUCUCAGCUGGAUACCCACCAGAUCGGCCAAAAAACAUUUCCUGCAUCUACAAGCUCACAAAUGAUGAAAGUGGAGUUGUGUCCUGCACUUGGAAAAGAGGACGGGAAACUUAUCUUAAAGACAGUUCAGUGCUGUGGGUGAGAACUGUGUCUGGAGACCACACAGACGCACCGCACAGGGUCUCCAGUAAGGGAACUGUUGUGCCCAGAUCUGUUCAGCUCAUCUCUGUGUGGGUCCAAGCCCAAAAUCUACUGGGCUCUGAAGUGUCCGCCACCAUUAAUUACACACUUAGCGACAUUGUGAUGCCAUCAGCUCCUGUUCUUGGCCUAAAUGAGUGCUCUUCCCGAGAGUGCACCAUCAGAAUGACUCAGUCUGUACGGACCCACUAUCUGGAGAUUCAAUACAAAGCAGGAGAACAGAUAUGGACAACGUACCGAGACCAAGCUGGGCAGAUGAGUUCAGUUCAGGACUGGUCGAGUAUCUCCUCUCUGGAGCCCUACAGGUUGUACCAUUUCAGAGCCAGAUCCAAAUUCAGCACCGGCUUGUGGAGUGAGUGGAGCAAAAGCAUUUCUGGCUGGACUCAGGAGGAGGCUCCUGCAGAAGAGGUGGACGUGUGGUACGCUGAACCUGCAUCUGAUUUAAAAUCACUGAGAAUUUACUGGAAGGAGGCAAACAUGUCUGUCUCUAGAGGAAAGAUCUUGGGGUACAAACUCAGAGUUUACAACCCAAACUCUGGAUUGGACCAUGUAGCUAAUGUCAGCGCGGACACCAGGAGUUAUUCCAUCUCAUUCUGUGCCAACUGUGAAGUGACAGUGUGGGCUCGUAACUCGAAAGGCCUGUCCCCUCCUGCCAGAAUUACAGCUCGUCACACAGCAGCACAGUCACCUCAGGAUGUGCAGUUCAUGCCAGGCAACCACAGUGUCACCAUCUCCUGGAGAAAUCCUGAAACUGCACUGCUGCCUGCAGCAUACGUGGUAGAGUGGUACCCACUGGGCUACAAGCUGGAGGAGCUCAGAUGGGUCAGGCUGGGCAGGAAUGACAACCGGGCUGUCAUUACAGGUUUAAAGACAUUUGAGUGCUAUGAGGUAGUACUGUAUGUUUUCUAUGGUGAGAGCUCAGUGAAUAGGACCACAUUUGCAGGUGUCACCACUCUGGAGUCAGCACCAGCAGCUGGUCCACUGGUCCAAGAGAAGGUUAAGGGAAACAAAGUGACAGUGACCUGGACAGAGCCUCCUAGGGGUCAACGUGGGGGUUGUAUCACCAAAUAUACCAUCUAUUUAGACAGCAGCAGCGAACACCAGCAGCAUUAUUCUGUAGCAGCAUCAGAGAGGAUGUAUGUCACUGAUGACCUCUCUCCAGGUUUCUACAGCCUGUGGAUGACUGCUUCGACUGCUAAAGGAGAGGGCCCUGCGGGUCAAAAGGUCAAGUUCUUCAUUCAGCAGGAGACCCAACUAUCCCUCUUACUAAUAUGUGGUGUCAUCUCCCUGAUCAUACUGUUUCUGUUGUGUCUGUGCCAGAGUUCAGCUGUAAAGCAGAGGUUCUGGGUGUUUUUCCAGUGCCUCAUGCUUGAUAUUGUGCCAGAUCCUGCAAACAGCAAAUGGGCAAAAGAGUGCACCCAGGAGAAGGGCAAGAUAAACAUCCAGCUGCAGCUCAGUAACUCCGCUGUUAAUGAGGAGGAAGGAGAGCCCAUCCUUGUGGAUGUCGAGGAGCUGCCCAGGCUAAGUGACACCACACCUACAAAUGUCUCCUCGCAGAGCCCUCUUCAUACUAACCUGACCUCUGAGCCGGCACUGGGCACACUGCUCUACCCUCUGACUACAUACAUUAAGAGCUUCUCCCAUGACUCGGACAGCUCCGACCACACACAGACAUCUCUGGACACGAAUACAACUGUCGAAUACAUCUCAUCACACGGGCUGGAAAUCAUGGCUGAGGAGGAUCAGGAGGAUGAAGAGUUUGGAGAAAUGCUAGGUUCCCCCCACAGUCACAAUAUUCUCAUGGAGCCACUGGACUUUGGAGGGAAGUUGACACUGGAUGCAGUCAAAAUUGAUUGUAGUGACUUUUUUCAGAGCAAUUAGUUUUAACCUGGUGAGAUGAGGUUUAGGAGAUGAACACCACUAAAAUAGAGACUCAACAUAAUGACUGGUGAUGGUGGUGACAGUGACAGUGGGGGGUUUUUGGAUCAACUGGGCUGUGCAUUGAACUACCUCUUUGCUUACAGAAAUAACACCUUAACAGCUUGUUUGCAGUAGUCUGAGCUGCUUCCAUAAUAACAAUCUUAGCCUCAGCAUGUACUUUUCUUUUCAUUGGAUGCAUUACCUUUUUCUCUUCAGAAUGGCUCUAGACACACUAAGACCACUGCCAAAAUUAUUUACACUUCUGCUUUCCUGCAGUAUUUGAAUAAGGCCUUAUGACCUUUCACCAUUUUGCCAAUCUACUGCAACAGAAGCCAGCGGUGUUGAGAUGACUUAAGUUUUG